Molecule: messenger RNA, 2292 nt
Organism: Hypoxylon fragiforme
Lineage: Eukaryota; Fungi; Ascomycota; Sordariomycetes; Xylariales; Hypoxylaceae
Product: FAD binding domain protein
Exons: 5
Coding region: 224-1735 (503 amino acids)
Molecular function (GO): FAD binding
Source: RefSeq, a predicted model, not a curated record
AUCACUGAGUUACACUACUCCCCAAAAACACCUACUUUGCUAUUCACACCGACUGAUGAGGUCAAUGGGCGUCUGAUAUUUGAUUCAUGUGGCUUUUGCAAGGAGAAUCUAGUUGAUGUGCGGUUUUCGAAACACCUGACCGACAAUUGCCAUACUACCACCAACCGUUUUGCCUUGAGUGGCCCGUUCAUCGCACCGACCCUUUCGAUCUACCGCCUUUGGAAUGGAAGUAAUGGUAGCCUUGACAGCGUGGGUUGCAUCAUUUGCUUGCCGGAAUGUUGGAAUCAGUGCUAGGUUCGAAUCGAUUUGUUCCCAAGAUGGCCACGGACAUAGGCUGGAAGACAUACUUUUUCAGGGAGCCGCGGUCUAUUUGCCAGGCUCCGAGGGUUUCACCGAAGCAACGACAAGAUGGUCCUCACUGUACGCCCCCAACUUAACUCUCGUCGUUUCUCCUAGCGUAGAGGAUGAUGUCGCCAAAACGGUUCAAUACGCGAACGAAAAGGAUUUACCAUUUCUUGUGGUUAAUGGCGGUCAUGGGGCGAUCAAGACUGUUGGGGCGUUGCAUAAUGGUAUCGGGAUAUGGAUGAAUAGGUUAAGCAGUGUUGAGAUUCUCGAGGAUGACUCGACAGCUAAAUUUGGGGGAGGGACUUUGUCUAAGAUCAUCACCGACACCCUCUGGGCGGCAGGAAAGCAAACAGUGACAGGAGGUUGUGAAUGCACCAGUCUUCUUGGGCCUGGGCUGGGAGGCGGUCACGGCUUUCUUCAAGGCCGUCAUGGAUUAAUAUCAGACCAGUUCGUCUCAAUGAAUGUCGUGCUGGCUAAUGGAAGCUUGACAACCGUCAGCGCAACCUCAAACCCGGAUCUUUGGUGGGGUCUGCAGGGCGCUGGCCACAAUUUCGGUAUUGUGACGUCCGUCACCUCAAAGAUAUAUCCUGUUCAGUACCCUGACUGGGCAUAUGUGAGCUUUAUUUACUUGGGAGAUAAAGUCGAGGCUCUCUAUGCGGCGAUCAACGAUCACCUUCUGAAGGGUGGAUCGCAACCUGUGGACAUCAUCAACUAUUCCUUCUUCUUCAGCUCUCCUGAUAUCGAUCCUACCAAGCCUGUCAUUAUGUUCUAUAUCCUGCAAGAAGGAGUAACGGCUGUUGAUUCAGCGUAUACCAGCCCCUUUUACGAUCUUGACCCCAUAACCACCGCCGCGGAGGGGGGAAGUUACACCGAUCUGCCCGCUUGGACCGGGAAUGCCCUCGAAUCCCCACCAUGCCAGAAAUCCGGACUUGUAAACAUGCGCUUCCCCAUUGAUCUCGAGUCUUAUGAUAUCGCUGCGCAGCGAAAAGUAUACGACCUCUUCGCCCAAGCCUUUCAAGACACGCCUGCCCUCAACGGUUCGCUAUUUCUCUUUGAGGGGUACUCGUUACAAGGUAUCCGAGCCGUUCCGAGCGAGUCGACCGCAUACCCUUUCCGAAACGACAAUCUACUCAUCGCGCCGCUGAUCACAUACGCACCUGGGGGUCCCGAGUUGGACAACCAGGCAGUGGAGUUGGGAGAGAAGCUAAGACAGGUUCUCUACGAGGCUAGCGGCCGCACGGAACGACAUACGUAUGUUAAUUACGCAUAUGGGGAUGAAUCACAAAGGAAUUGGUAUGGGUAUGAGGAGUGGCGCCAGACGAAGCUGGAGCAGUUGAAGAAUACAUACGAUCCGAAGCGGAGGCUUAGCUUCUACGCUCCCAUCGCCUAGAUUCGCGUACCUCUCUCAUCAGUGCAUUUCUGGAUAUGGCGAGAUGAAAACCAUAUGAGCACAAAAGGGGUAAUAGGAGGCUUGGGUACCUAGUACCUACCUAAUCACAUGUCAGCUACAAGAUGCUGAACUUCAUGACGAUGAGCCAAGUAGGAAAAUUCUGGGCCAAUCUUGCAGCCUUGUUUCACUGGAAAUAUUAAAGCAUCCAUGUCAGCUGUGGUAUCAUGUAUGUAUUAGAUCAGGUAGCCCCCAACUCCUAUCGGGGUUAUACCACAUCUUUCGGAGAAUAUAGUGCGUCAGCGGUAUUCGCAAGCGAUUCUAAGUGUAUAUGGUGGAGUAGUUGAACUGAACAGUAGGGGAUUUCAUCAAAUGCUACUAGUGAGGGCGCAUAUAGGAGGCAGGUAGUUAAUGAGGCUUGUUGUAUUUCAAAGAGGCUCCAACCCUUAUCCAAGGCAAGCAAGUUGGCAGUUAUAAAUGGAAUGCUGCAUCGAAUUCAACAGAAGAAUGUAGCGCGAAUGGGACGGGUAUGAAGGGGAAGGAUGUUAGUUAGAUUAAGG